Molecule: messenger RNA, 2037 nt
Organism: Notolabrus celidotus (New Zealand spotty)
Lineage: Eukaryota; Metazoa; Chordata; Actinopteri; Labriformes; Labridae
Gene: nudt8
Product: nudix (nucleoside diphosphate linked moiety X)-type motif 8
Exons: 5
Coding region: 133-1407 (424 amino acids)
Molecular function (GO): coenzyme A diphosphatase activity
Source: RefSeq, a predicted model, not a curated record
CAAUGCAUCUAGCGUCAACACUGCGCAGUGAGGGCAACACUGAAGCGCAUGAAGCUGCUCAGCGCCAUAUUGACUCCUGGCAGCCGGCUAGCCGGGUGAGAGGCCAUCAAAGUAUUGAUAUAACUUUGAAGAAUGUAUAGAGGUCCUCAAAUCCUGACAUGGUCUUGCCCUAUAAGGCAAUUUUUGAGAUUGAGGGAAUCCCAUCUCUCUACCUUGUCCGACCACACUGGACCUGCAAGAGAUUUCAAGAGAAGGCGAUAUGAAAGGAUCUGUGGAAGCAAGGAGAGGUCAUCAUUGUCCUCAAAGAUUGAACCCCCUUCAACACAGUUGUCUUCAUGUAGCCUGUACUGUGGAAAUCAUCAGUUAAGUGAAGCUUCAUUUCAAAACCUCAAAUCCAAAGCCAUUUUAUCAAGCCCUCAACACACACCCCAGUUUUCUGCCUCUCUAAAAGCCAAGUUACGGUCUGAUUCUCUGGAAUGCACUUUUGUGGAAGAUUUGAAUCAAAACGUCAAAGCUGUGAGCACUGACCAAAACUUACUGGUCAACACAACUUGCCUUCAACCCUGGACAAGGCCUUGGGAUUCUCACCAACCUUCACACCAGAUUACCAGUAAGACUCUAUACAAACAUCCUCACAGCAAUUUUUAUUACAGGCAGCACUUUGUUAGACCUUUUAGCUCACUGACUCAAACACUGUGGAUUUUAACCCACUCUCACGGUAGACCACACCCCUCCAGCAGCAAUCCUUACCAAAACAGAGCUCUUCAUCAGGCUGCUCCUCAUGUGGCAGACGGCUGGAAACAUUGUCUAUCCCCGGAAAAUGAACAAAGGUGUCGACAGCGCCUGGGGCCCAACCUGAAUCUGUAUAGUGCGGGCAAGAUAAAUCAAGCGCAGAACAAGGUGAGAACGGCUUCAGUCCUGGUCUCUCUCUGCUCUGUUGAAGGAGAGCCAUCUUUUCUCUUCACCCUGCGCUCCAGCAUGCUGAAGGGCCGGCACAAGGGAGACGUCAGCUUUGCUGGAGGAAAAAGCGAUCCAUCAGACGGAGAUGUCAUGGCCACAGCGUUGAGGGAAGCCAGGGAGGAGCUUGGUGUUAAUGUGCCAACAGAGAGAGUCUGGGGCGUCCUGAAGCCUCUCAGGGACCGGUCAGGGAUGAUUAUUGCUCCUGUGCUGGCUAACCUCGGUCCUUUGGAGGAGCUGUCCUUUAAGCCAAAUCCUGGAGAGGUGGAGGAGAUUUUCACCAUGUCCCUGUCCCACUUAUGCAACCCCAAGAACCGUGGCUACACACACUUUCGCACCGGUGACAAGUUUGGAUACACUCUCCCAGUGUUUCGUAACGGGAAGCACCGAGUGUGGGGCCUGACAGCCGUGGCCUUGGACCAUACCCUGAAGCUCGUUGUUCGUCCUUAGCGGCCCAAUCACAGCUACUUUACAGUUUGAAGUUCACUUACGUUACCAAAGUACACGUCGCCAAUAGUGUUACUUGAAGGUCUGAUUACGAAAAAUUUGCUUUCAAGCUUUUUGUAGCAAAACUGUCAGGAAUCACUGUACUUCAAAAUAUGAUUGUUCAUUUAGUUAUUCAUGAGAAGCAUCAGGUGAAGAGGAAAUAGCAGCCAGCUGAUGUUACUGAUAAAGAGGUGCUGGAAGUGUUUCCAAGUGGGGUUGCAAAUAAAUAAAUACAUAAAAAUCAUCUUAAAUAUACAUAUACAUGAUUCAUACUGGACAUCUAUUAUCAUUUUAAGUAUAGCCAAUGGCACAUUUCUUGAAAAUCUUUAGAAAUCAGUCCCAAGUUCAAUCACAAGUCAUGUGACCUUCAAGGUUACCACAUUUAAGAUACUCAGCCAAUGAAUCACUGAGAAGACUUGAACCAAAUACCUCAAUUUAUAUCAUACCUACAUCAGUUCAAGGUUUCCAGUGUGAUUCACAACAACCAUUUCAUCUGUCACUUUGAUCAAAUGUGGACUGUUCUCUGGAAAAACACAGAGAUAGUUGAAGCACAUCAUUGCUAAUGAAAAAUGCAAUAAAUAUUGUUUUAAUUUA